This is a messenger RNA of Lagopus leucura (white-tailed ptarmigan), 2362 nucleotides long. RefSeq names its product mesenchyme homeobox 2 (gene MEOX2). NCBI's taxonomy places the organism in Eukaryota, Metazoa, Chordata, Aves, Galliformes, Phasianidae. The transcript is spliced from 3 exons. Gene Ontology annotation, cellular component: nucleus. The record is from RefSeq and is a predicted model, not a curated record. The coding region runs from base 403 to 1311 and encodes 302 amino acids. Gene Ontology annotation, molecular function: RNA polymerase II cis-regulatory region sequence-specific DNA binding; DNA-binding transcription factor activity, RNA polymerase II-specific. Gene Ontology annotation, biological process: positive regulation of transcription by RNA polymerase II.
GCGCUGGCGUUUUGGAGGGAGUUUGCAUGUGGUCAGUGCUGUGCCGCUAAGCCAGCCCCCAGCUCACAUUACACACUACUGUAUUUAUAACCUCUCAGAGCCGUUUCCCCCUUCAAGCAGUUCUCUGGGACCACCUUCUAUUGGCUUCAAGCUCUCCCACUUCUUGACAUCUGAGCAGCUCUGAGAAAGGCUCAUCUAGGUCCGAGUGUUUAUGCAGCGGAGACUGGCCGCUAGGGCUAAAGACCUGGAUUAUCUGAGCUCAGUUGCUUGCUGCAAAGUCUGUCGUUGCCGUUUUGGAAAAAAAAAUCCCAGCCCCGAUCUGUUUACAGUGAAAGUUGACAAAGGGUGGUGAAGUUGGAUCCUUCCUAAGCUCUCCUGCCUGGAACCUGAGACUUGCAUGCCAUGGAUCACACACUCUUUGGCUGCCUGCGCAGCCCCCAUGCCACCGCGCAGAGCUUGCACCCUUUCUCCCAGUCUUCUCUUGCCCUGCAUGGAAGAUCCGACCACAUGUCCUACCCCGAUCUGUCUUCUUCUUCUUCCUCUUGCAUAAUAACGGGAUACCCCAAUGAGGAGGGCAUGUUUGCCAGCCAGCAUCAUAGGGGGCACCACCAUCAUCACCACCAUCACCACCACCACCACCAGCAACAGCAGCACCAGGCUUUGCAGACGAACUGGCACAUCCCUCAGAUGUCGUCUCCUCCCGCCGCGGCCAGGCACAGCCUCUGCCUCCAGCCGGACUCAGGAGGACCCCCAGAGCUGGGCAGCAGCCCCCCCGUGCUGUGUUCGAACUCCUCCAGCCUGGGCACUACCACCCCUACGGGGGCAGCGUGUGCGCCGGGGGACUAUGGCAGGCAGGCUCUGUCCCCGGUGGAAACGGAGAAGAGGUCCGGCAAGAGGAAAAGCGACAGCUCAGAUUCCCAAGAAGGAAACUACAAGUCAGAGGUCAACAGUAAACCCAGGAAGGAAAGGACAGCUUUCACCAAGGAGCAAAUCAGAGAGCUGGAAGCAGAAUUUGCUCAUCAUAACUAUUUGACUAGGCUGAGGCGAUACGAGAUAGCAGUAAACCUUGACCUCACUGAAAGACAGGUAAAAGUUUGGUUCCAGAACAGACGGAUGAAGUGGAAGCGGGUAAAAGGAGGCCAGCAAGGGGCAGCAGCCCGGGAAAAGGAACUGGUGAAUGUGAAAAAAGGCACGCUGCUCCCCUCCGAGCUCUCUGGCAUUGGGGCAGCUGGUCUCCAGCACACAGGGGACUCACUAGCGAAUGAUGACAGCCAUGACAGCGAUCACAGCUCUGAGCACGCACACUUAUGAUACACAGAGAGUGUCCCAGCUCCGUUCUCAGGAAAGAUGCUUUGCUGGCAAGCCUUACACAGGCAUCGUUUACGUAUGCAAGUGACUCUGGCAAUGAUUUUUAAAGUUGUUAUGGAAGAUUCAGGCUUAUUGUGUCUGUUUUUCUUGAUUUUUAGAUGGUUUACAGUAAGUGCCAUGUCUUAAAGGUGCCUCAAGAGUGGAGAAGUGGAACAUUGAACAUUCCAGAUUUGUUUGUCAUGUUUAUGACAGCGGGCAGGUAUUUUUUGCUUUAGCUUGCACUGAAAAUUACAUUGCUCUCAACAGACGUUAUAUUCUGAAAACCACAGUGCCACAAAAUCACUAUCUAGUGGAUAAGAAAUGUAUUUUAACUCUGUAUAUAUUUACCUUACAGCAUUUUCCUGUCUUCACUAAUUUUAGCAAUGCAUUCAUAUUAGCUGAUGGCAAUAGUCACUCAUGACAAUAAAUGGCUUUUUGUCUCUUUAUUUUUGUUUUGUUUCGCCAAAGACAUACAAUACAUGCAGAUACUUUUGUUCAAGUAGAGAAAGUAUCUGCUAGGACAAGUCCUUGUAUGACAGACAAAACAAACGUUAUGUUGCAUUUACUAUCAACUGCUGCUAAUAGGGUAUUAUUAAACUUACCUAGCUCCUCAAUUCUUCUUAUCUUAUAACUGCAAAAAAUGAUUUUUAGGAUCAUAAGGAUAGUCCAGUAACCUGCCAGAAAAUUUUCAUGCUCAGUGGAAACCCCAGAAAGGAUUAUUCAUUUCUACUUUGUCAUCACUGAGUACAUUGAUUAAUACCGACUCUGCGGAAAUGUUGCUUCAUCUUCAGUUUAAAAAACAGCAGUAAGCUGAAAGUUAUUAUCAACUGUUUAUGUUGGUAGGAAUCAAAAUAUGAAGGUAACUCAGUAUUGUGUCCCGUAUGUAAAAUCAAGACACAUUUUCUGUUAUAAGCUUUUGUGUACAUACAGGCAAACACCAAAACUCAAAAUUUAAUGCAAACCAUUGAUUGUACUUUGUAAAGAAAAAUGUUUAAUAAAUAAUCCUUUUUAAAUA